AUGGCAGAUUUCUUGGGUAUUGUGGCCAUCGUCUUCUUCUACGUGCUCAUUUUGAUUGUUGGAAUUUGGGCGGGACGGAAAUCAAAGGUUUGUGAUGUGUGGUGACGUCAUUUUGAACUUGGGAUCUUUUUGGGGCUAAAAAUAAAAAAAAAUGCAAAAAAAAAGUUUGCGCCGGCGCGGGAUCGAACCCAUGACCUAGUGAACAAAAGACGCGUGUGUUAACCGCUAGGCCACGCGGCAACUUUUGUGCAGUAGGCAAAAAUGUCGCAUAUAAAAUGCGUGUUUCAGAGCAACAAAGAACUGGAGUCCGAAGGAGCUGGCGCCCAAACAGAAGAAGUGAUGUUGGCUGGAAGAAACAUCGGAACCCUUGUUGGAAUCUUCACAAUGACAGCAACUUGGGUUGGAGGAGCCUAUAUAAAUGGAACUGCUGAAGCAUUAUAUAACGGUGGAUUAUUGGGAUGUCAGGCACCGGUUGGAUAUGCGAUAUCAUUAGUUAUGGGAGGAUUGUUGUUUGCGAAGAAGAUGAGAGAAGAGGGCUAUAUUACGAUGUUAGAUCCAUUUCAGGUGAGAAAUUCUAAAAGCCCUAGCUUUUCUUCAAAAUUUGGGAGAAAUUUUGAAUUUUUCCUCAUUCGCGGCAAGAAAUUCAAAGUGCGCUCUAUUGAAAUUUUAUUUGAAAGAGAAUUUGAAUUUUCGAAACUCCCGGGCUGAAAUUUGAAGUGCGCUCUAUUGACACUUUAAUUUCCGAGAAAAUUUGAAUUUUCCAAAUUUCCGGGUUGAAAUUUAAAGUGCGCUCUAUUGACACUUUAUUUGAAUUUUCCAUUCGCGGAAAGAAAUUCAAAGUGCGCUCUAAUCUUCUCAAUUUUCAGCACAAAUAUGGUCAAAGAAUCGGCGGUCUGAUGUAUUUGCCAGCACUUCUUGGCGAAACAUUUUGGACAGCUGCGAUUCUGUCAGCAUUGGGUGCAACACUGUCAGUUAUUCUUGGAAUUGAUAUGAACGCAUCGGUCACUUUGUCAGCGUGUAUUGCUGUUUUUUACACGUUCACUGGCGGAUAUUAUGCGGUCGCUUAUACUGAUGUUGUUCAGCUUUUUUGUAUUUUUGUUGGAUUGGUGGGUUAUUAGAAAAUAUUUAAUGCAGUCAUUCACGAAAUGAAAAAAAAACGUUUUUUAACGUCAAAAAAACCAAUAAAGUGAUUCACAAACGGUAUUUUUAUUCAUUUUUUCACCAUUUUCUCAACACAUUGAAUAAACGUGAAGCUAAAACGCAUUUUAGUGUCCAGAAAUGCUAUUUAAAGACCUUCUCAUUACAUGAAAUAGUCGAAAAUCAACAAUUUGAUUUUGAAGCAUAGAUUUUGAAACCUCUUCCAGGGAAAUUUUCGAAAAGUUAACACCCCUAACCAACUUUUUGUGGGUUUUUGGCCUCUGAAGCCAUAAAAUUCUCCGAAAUUUUCAAAAGUUAAGGGUCCUACGGAGUCCCAGUUUAUGUAUGGACCUUCUAAUCAGCCUAAAAGACAAAUCAAGCCUCACAUCUCCCAAAAAAUGAAAUUAGUGAUUUUCGAAAAUCAACAAUUUGAUUUUGAAGGCUUGAUUUGUCUUUUAGGCUGAUUAGAAAGUCUUGAAAUAGCAUUUUUAAACACUAAAAUACGUUUUAGCUUCACUUUAUUCAAUGUGUUGAGAAAAUGGUGGAAAAAAUGAAUAAAAAUAGCGUUCGUGAAUCACUUUUUUUUGGUUUUUUAAACGUUUAUUUCGUGAAUCACUGCAUGAAUACAUUCAAACCUCACAUCAAAAUAUCCCUAUCCUUUUUCAGUGGGUCUGUGUGCCAGCUGCAAUGGUUCACGAUGGCGCCAAAGACAUUUCUCGAAACGCUGGCGAUUGGAUCGGAAGUGUUGGUGGAUUCAAAGAAACUGCUCUCUGGUGGGAUUGUAUGCUCCUUCUGAUUUUCGGCGGGAUUCCAUGGCAAGUCUACUUUCAACGAGUUCUCUCUUCGAAAACCGCACACGGCGCACAAACUUUGUCAUUUGUCGCUGGCGUUGGAUGUAUUUUGAUGGCGAUUCCACCGGCGUUGAUUGGUGCGAUUGCAAGGAAUACUGGUGGGUGACAAAAUAAAGAUCCGAAAUUAAGCUACAAUAAGUUCUAGAUUGGAGAAUGACUGAUUACUCGCCUUGGAAUAAUGGCACAAAAGUGGAAAGUAUUCCACCGGAUAAGAGAAAUAUGGUGGUUCCACUUGUCUUCCAAUAUUUGACACCAAGAUGGGUGGCGUUUAUUGGACUUGGUGCGGUAUCAGCAGCUGUUAUGUCGUCAGCUGAUUCGUCAGUAUUAUCAGCUGCAGCAAUGUUUGCGCAUAAUAUUUGGAAACUUACAAUUAGACCACAUGUAAGUUUACAAUUUAAAAAUAACAUUUUGAGCAAGUUAGUUGCAAUAUUUGGUUUUAAUUGUGUUUAUAGGAUAGGUCUAAGACAAUUGAAAUUAUAUAAUUUUUUUAUGACUUUAGGUUACCCAUUACUGAUUUAGGGAAGGUUAACCGAUAAAUCGAGUCUAAUUCAUGACUUUACCUUUAAUUCUGGACGUUUAGACUCGUUGUCAAACGAGAACGAGUAUAAACGUUCGUGAAAAAUUAUUAUUAGACUCGAUUUAUCGAUUACCCCCCGCCCCUAAAUCACUUAUGAGUUACGUAAAGCCAUAAAAAUUAUAUCAUUCGAAUUGCCUUAGGCCUGCCUAUCUUUGAAUAACAAUUUGAACCAAAUAUGUCAACUAAAUUGCUCACAAAAUGUCAUUUAGCAAAUCCCAAAAUCAUUUCUUAUACUCAUAGAAAUACUUUCAGGCAUCCGAGAAAGAAGUGAUCAUCGUUAUGAGAGUUGCAAUCAUUUGUGUUGGUAUAAUGGCAACAAUAAUGGCUCUAACAAUCCAAUCAAUUUAUGGUUUAUGGUAUCUUUGUGCUGAUUUGGUUUACGUCAUUCUAUUCCCCCAACUAGUUUGCGUCGUUUACAUGCCUCGAAGUAACACCUAUGGUUCGUUAUCCGGAUAUUUCGUUGGUCUAAUUCUUCGACUCGCUGGCGGCGAACCACUUUUAUCAUUCCCCCCAUUUUUCCAUUAUCCAAUGUACACUGAUGGUGUUCAAUAUUUUCCAUUUCGAACAUUUGCAAUGCUAUCUUCAAUGUCGACGAUUUAUUUCGUUUCUAUACAAUCGGAGAAACUUUUCAAAUCUGGAAGAUUGUCACCUGAAUGGGAUAUUCUUGGUUGCGUCGUGAAUAUUCCAUCAGAUCAUGUUCCACUGCCUUCCGAUGUUUCUUUUGCGGUUAGUAGUGAAGCCCUCAAUAUCAAGGUUAGCUUGAAAAAAUUUCUUAAACUAGAUCUAUAAAUAAAUCAAUCAUUUUCAGCCAGCAAAUGGAUCUCAUGCUCCAAGUUCUAAUGAGAAUACAAUGCUACAUCCAAACAGUGAAACUCUUCAUAAUUACAAUUCAACUUCCUAA
Messenger RNA from Caenorhabditis angaria, 3466 nucleotides. The record is from the annotation of a GenBank genome assembly. Lineage: Eukaryota; Metazoa; Nematoda; Chromadorea; Rhabditida; Rhabditidae.